AUGGAGUGGUCAAGAGUGGGACUUUUGGCCAUCAUCCUUGGCCUGAGGAGUUUCCUGGCAGCUGGCCAGCUCAUCAACAGGAUUCCCCAUUUUAUUCCCGGCUCCGGAGACAUGUCCAGAUUCAGCUUGUCCGAGAACACUCCAGUCGGCAGUCCCGUAUACCAAUUGAGAGGUGUGGAUCCUGAAGGGAGUGAUCUUCGGUACAGCAUUUCUGGGCCUGUUUUCACUGUUGAUCGUGACACUGGCGUUGUUCGACUCCGGCAAGAGCUCGAUCGCGAAGCACAAGAUUCUGUGGAGGUGAUUAUUAGCAUCACAGACGAAGGUGUUCUCGGCACGGAACCCAACACGGUCUCACUCCGACGAGAGAUUCCCAUCAGGGACUACAAUGACAAUCCGCCCAUCUUCACGGGCAGACCGUAUUCGGCAUCGCUCAGCGAGUCAACUCCUGUGGGCAGCAUUGUGAUAAUCACCCCAGCGAUCACUGUCACCGAUCGCGAUGAGGGCAUGAAUGCCGAUGUGACGAUCUCCUGCUUCUCGGAGGCAUCGAUGGACACCUACAGUGUCUGCGAUGUGUUCAGCGUGACAACGGAGAGGAAUGCAGAGGGAAACUUCUCAGCCACGAUCAGAUUGAUCAAACCACUGGACUUUGAGACGCGUCCGUCGUACUUGCUGACGCUGAAAGCGAAAGAUGGGGCAUUUUCUAACCCAUUGACUGCCCUCGCGAGCGUGGCUAUAAACGUUAUUGACGUGCAAGAUCAGCCUCCAGUCUUCGUAAAUGCUCCGUAUUCGGCAACAAUCGAGGAAAACACUCCGGCAGACACCUCAGUGAUGACCAUCAAAGCCAUGGAUGGAGACACAGGGAAUCCCAGAGAGAUCCUCCUGUCUCUAGACCAGGAGAAGAACCAUCACUUCCGCCUGAAGUCAACGGGAGACGGAGAAGCUGUUCUCAUGACCACAGAAGUUCCUCUGGAUCGCGAAGAUCCUGAUGUGCUGCAGAAUGGAGGGAUUUACACGUUUAAUAUCAAAGCCACUGAGCUCAUUAAUGGUCAAGUUCCUGCUGAUGAAGCCCUGACACAAGUCACAAUCGUCCUAACUGAUGUCGAUGAUCACAGGCCAAAGUUCAAUGCUCCUGAAUUUGAUAUUGAAAUCCCUGAGAAUCUGGACUUUGACACGCCUUUGCCAGGACUUUCGGUGUACGUCAUUGAUCCAGAUCUGGGGCCAAACAGUCGAUACAAUCUGUCUCUGGAGAAUAUAAAGAACGCCGACGGCGUCUUCACCGUCAGUCCAACUUACGGUGAAGGAAGAACUCCUUUGGUAGUGAAAGUAGUAAAUCCCAAUCGUCUGGAUUACGAUGUCGCCAAUAAGGAUUUGCGAACUCUCGAGUUCGACUUGGUGGCGUCAGUUAAUGGGGAGAAACAGGCUUCAUCAAGAGUGACAAUUCAUCUGCAAGACGCUAAUGAUAACGCCCCGAUAUUCACAGAUAAUAGUUAUCAGUUGAAAGUGGAGGAAAAUGCAAAGGUUGGAUUUCAAGUGGCACAAAUUCAGGCCACCGAUAAAGACUCGGGAGUGAAUAAGAAGCUUAAAUACAUCCUCAAAGGCUUCGGGUCGGACAAUUUCUACACGGAUUCCGAAACAGGCGGACUCUAUGUGAAGAAGAACCUGGACUAUGAGGAGCAGAAGAGCUACAGCAUGGCGUUGGCGGCUGUCGAUGGUGGCGGUUUGGAGACCAAUGCCAAUUUAUUCAUUGACGUGAUUGACUUGAAUGAUAACUAUCCCGAGUUUGAGUCUCUGGAAUAUACGCGCACGAUUCGCGAAGGAGCCACAGAAUUCGAGCCUCAGUUCUUUGUCAGAGCAACGGAUGUUGAUGGUCCAACUCAAGGCGGCGGCCGAAUUGCUUACUCCAUCGAGGCGGAGAAUAGCAUAUCAGGAAGAGUCUUUAGCAUCGACAGAGACUCUGGAGAGAUUGGAAUUCUCACUCACGUGUCGUCAAUGGACACAGAGAGAGGUCAAUAUGAACUUGUGGUCGCGGCAACUGACUAUGGCAAGCCACCGCUUAAGAAUACAACGCGAGUCCUCAUUCGUGUUGGAAUAUCUGGCAAUCAGCGACCGAUAUUCAAAGGUCACUUCUCCUCUCUGCACACGGCGAUUCCCGGGCCGCCGAGCUACAGAGUGUCCAUUCCAGAGAAUGCGGAAGCUGGAUUCAACGUGACGACAGUGUCGGCGUCCGAUCCCGAUGGCAUUGACGCGCUGCUGCAGUACAAGAUCGUGGGAGCGAGUGAUAAUUUUGAGAUCGAUGAAGACACAGGUUUAUUGACAGUGUCCACACAGGCGAGGCUCGAUCGUGACUCGAAUGCCGAUAGCUACACAAUAGUUGUGAAUGCCAUUGACGCGGGCUUCCCAAUUCCCGAAACGGCCACCGCCACAGUUUACGUGAAGAUACAAGAUGUUAAUGACAAACCACCCAAGUUCAAGCAGCCUAGUUACUCGGCGUACGUGUCGGAGAGGGCAGAAAUCGGGAGCAAAGUGCUGGACAUCACAGCCACAGACACGGACUUGAAUGCAGAUCUUGAGUACAGCAUUGUGGAGCCAAUCAGAGCCACCUCGAAGACGGGUCUGCAGCUCACGUCGACGCACGCCUUUGACUUCAAGCACGCCUUCAGGGUCGAAGCGGAGAAUGGGAGUUUGUUCGUUAACUCUUCGCUGGAUUACAAUCUGGCAUCGGUUAUCAUUCUAACGAUUGAGGCGAGAGAUAAGAAUGCAGAGUACAAUGUUGAGCAACAAGUCACCACCACUGAAGUCACGCUCUACAUACAAUCGUUCAAGGACACAAAUCCUGUGUUUAAGAACAAGGGUUGGACGAGCACAAGACCAGUGAUAUACAAGGACGUUAAGGAGGAAAUGCCUAUUGGGAGUAUUUUGUUCACUUUAGCCGCUGAUGAUCCGAUAACAGAGGAGCCAAUUAAGGAAUUUGACAUCGUCUCGCCUGACCUGGGCGGCUAUGUUGGGAUCAACGGCCAGAGUGGAGAGAUUCUGCUGAAGAAACGUCUUGACUACGAAAACUUGACCACUCCUUAUGUUCUCUUCAGCGUCAGUGCCACAAGCAGAGAUGGCCAGAGAAGUACAGUCACGAAUGUCAACAUCACAGUGCUGAAUGUCAAUGAUAACGUCCCAAUUUUCUCGAGCAAAAUCUACAAAGCAACAAUCAUGGAGUCUGUAAAGUUCCCAGAGAAAAUAGCAACAGUUCUGGCGCGAGAUAACGAUGCUGUGCUAACGGAGAGAGAUGAAGUGAAUGGAUUUAACAAGAUUAGCUACUCAAUAUCCGGUCAGCAUUCUCAAUACUUCACAAUCAAUUACACAACGGGAGAGAUUGUUGUGGCCGCUAAUCAUACAAUUGAUCGGGAGAAGCAGUCGGUGUUGAAAUUCACCGUACAAGCUGAAGACGCUCUUGGGAAGCCUUCUGAGGCCCGAAAAAGCACAUCAGAUGUUGUCAUCGACGUCCUCGAUGUCAAUGACAAUCCACCCGCCUUCGCCAUGAAGACUUACAGCGCUGUGAUCCCGGAAAACGUGCCAAUUGGCUCACAGGUGAUCAACAUAUCAGCCACGGAUCCCGACGAGGGGCCUGGAGGAGAGAUUCGCUAUGAUCUGCUGAAUGAAGGCGAAGCCAAUGGAUUGCUGAGGAUUAAUCCCAUCACGGGUCUGGUGGAGACGAAGAUUCCGCUGACGGGAAAGGGCAGAGCUGAGCCCUAUCAGCUGGUGAUACGGGCGCAGGACAAUGGAGGACAGGUUCCGAAGCAGGAAUCGCUGUACAGCGACGCAUUCUUCACCCUCUACAUUGGCGAUGUCAGUGCCAACGAUGGGAUUCCCUUCUUCAUCGCCCCGCAUGUGGGCCAGAUUGCCAAUGUGACUGAGAAUGCUACCAUUGGCUCACCAGUCUUCCAAGUCAUCGCCAGUGAUCCAGACAGUCCGGCGAGUCCUAGUGGAAUGCUUCGAUUCAACAUCCAGAAUGACACUGACGACGCCAAGUCCUUCAGGAUCAACAGCAAAACGGGUCUGAUAAGCACGACUCAGCCUCUGGACAGGGAAGCUCAGGCGUCGUACAGUGUGAUAAUCGUUGUGGCGGACAAGGGCGAUCCUCCUCAGGCGUCCACGAGAGUCCUUAGGAUAAAUGUGCUGGACAUUGAUGACCACAAACCGAGAUUUGUGCGAGAAAUUCACGCAUCACCGUUCGAGAUUGAGACUCCUGAAGAGCAAAGUCUGGGAUCAAUUGUUGGGAAUAUCUCAGCGGUAGAUGAGGAUAUUGACGAAAAUGGAGCGAUUGAUUACGAUAUCAUUGAUGGAAAUCAGGAGAACUUGUUCAAGAUUUCCCGAACCAAGAACAACAGCGCUAUGAUUUUAGUCAAUGGACGAUUGGACAGGGAAUCUGUUGAGUCUCAUCUGUUGACCAUCAAGUGCUUCAAGUUCACCAGCAAUCCGAGGAUUUCAAGAAAACCCUAUAAUCCUCACGAUAUGUCUGAGAUUCAGGUGCUAAUCAAAGUCCGUGAUGUGGACGAUCAUCUGCCGGAAUUCCAUCCGGCGAAUCAAACUCUUGGCGUGCGUCACAAUGUCCCAAUAGACAUGAGUCUCUUGACCGUUGAGGUCUCGGACAGGGAUCCUGACGCCCUUCCGGUGAGUCUGGAACUCGUGAAUGUGACUUACACUCCGCAAUUCUACAAGAGAAGCAACAAAUCCCACAAUCUGAGGUCUCUUUUCUCACUGGACAAUCAAACUGCUGAAGUUCGAACCCUGAAUAGCCUGAGUGACUAUGUCGAUGGCUUCUUCGAGAUCACCAUCAGGGCGAAUAACUCGCACAACGCGAGCAGAUUCACAGACAAUGUUAUCAAGUUAUUCAUCAUAAGGGACAAAUCUCUGCUGCGAUUCGUCUUUGGCCGGCCAGCGGCGGAAGUGCGCUCGAUGAUUGGAGAAUUCAGCCGAAUUGUCCAGGAGAAACUUCACUCGUCAGCCUUAGAGCUGCACAUCUUCGACACUCACGUUCUCUCCAAGGCUGAUCACAGUCUGGACUUCAGCUCGACCAGCUCCUGCUUCCAACUCACCCGCCACGGUUCAGCCCUUCCGCCACACGAGAUGCAGAAGGUCAUGGACUCUGAUGAGAUCAGGGAGCUCUUGACCCCGACAUAUGUGGAGUAUUCAGUGUCAGCUGUGGACUCAUGCGCCGUGAAGAGAAAUCUCGCCACGGGUAGCUUCAUGUCGUCUUCGGGAACGUGGCUGGUCAUUCUGGCGGCUCUGAUUGGCGUGGCGGCUCUCAUCGCGACUUGCACGUCGUUCUGCCUAUUCAGAAGAUUCAAGGUGCAGACAAAGAGAUUUCUAACGCCGCGUGUGCCGCCUGAGCCGUACGGGGCCGGGGCUCCCGUCCUCUAUGGGCCAUUCUGACCUGCGGAAGUCAACUGCCACCAAAUGUGAUUUAAGUGUGAAAGUGUGAGCGUGAGGCCUAAUAAAGAUUAUCAGACGGAGAGUGUGGGUUGAUUUGCCACAAUCAAAUAUAUUCGACAGUGUCAUCAAACUGUUUGAUAAGACCGUUUCGGGCGUAUCAAUAAAUCAAUCACUCGUCAGACGACAAUCAACACC
This is a messenger RNA of Phlebotomus argentipes, 5622 nucleotides long. RefSeq names its product cadherin-23 (gene Cad74A). Gene Ontology annotation, molecular function: cadherin binding; calcium ion binding. The transcript has 5 exons. The coding region runs from base 1 to 5427 and encodes 1808 amino acids. The record is from RefSeq and is a predicted model, not a curated record. Gene Ontology annotation, biological process: homophilic cell-cell adhesion. NCBI's taxonomy places the organism in Eukaryota, Metazoa, Arthropoda, Insecta, Diptera, Psychodidae. Gene Ontology annotation, cellular component: catenin complex; plasma membrane.